This is a messenger RNA of Hypoxylon fragiforme, 693 nucleotides long. RefSeq names its product glycoside hydrolase family 61 protein. The record is from RefSeq and is a predicted model, not a curated record. NCBI's taxonomy places the organism in Eukaryota, Fungi, Ascomycota, Sordariomycetes, Xylariales, Hypoxylaceae. The coding region runs from base 1 to 693 and encodes 230 amino acids. The transcript is spliced from 3 exons.
AUGAAGUCAAUUACGGCCCUGCUUGCUCUUUUGACGGCUGCGGAAGCUCAUUACACCUUCCCGGCUCUGAUAGCGAACAACGCGGCGACUAACAAGUGGGAGUAUGUGAGAAAGACGACGAAUUACCAGAGUAAUGGACCAGUCACCGACGUGAACUCCGAACAAUUCCGCUGCUACCAGCUUGCGCCGGGCAACGAGGGCGCCAAAACCAUGACCGUCGCCGCCGGCUCGACCGUCGGCUUCGCCGCAGACGCAUCCGUCUCGCACCCGGGGACCCUGCAAUUCUACAUGGCGAAAGUGCCGGCCGGCAGCACCGCCGACGCGUGGGACGGGUCCGGCGCCGUGUGGUUCAAGAUCUUCUCGCAGGGCCCCAACAUCGCGCCCAGCGGCCUCACGUGGCCGAGCCAGGGGGCCAAGCAGGUCACGACGAAGAUCCCGGAGUGCAUCCCCGCCGGCGACUACCUGUUGAGGGUGGAGCACAUAGCGCUCCACUCCGCGGGCUCAGCUGGGGGUGCGCAGACGUAUAUUUCGUGCGCGCAGCUCACGGUCACGGGGGGAGGCAAUAAGACGCCCACGAACCUGGUCUCUUUCCCGGGCGCGUACAAGGCGACGGACCCUGGGCUGCUGAUUAACAUCUACUAUCCGGUUCCUACGUCUUACACUGCUCCAGGGCCGGCCGUUUUCACUUGCUAG